Aricia agestis (brown argus) is the source of this 5080-nucleotide messenger RNA. RefSeq names its product protein nervous wreck (gene nwk). Lineage: Eukaryota; Metazoa; Arthropoda; Insecta; Lepidoptera; Lycaenidae. Gene Ontology annotation, cellular component: recycling endosome; neuromuscular junction. The transcript has 20 exons. The coding region runs from base 35 to 3034 and encodes 999 amino acids. Gene Ontology annotation, molecular function: protein binding. Gene Ontology annotation, biological process: regulation of actin filament polymerization; neuromuscular synaptic transmission. The record is from RefSeq and is a predicted model, not a curated record.
CGUGCCCAUCGAUCGUCCUCGACAAGCCGCCACCAUGCAACCUCCGCCUAGAAAAUCUUCUAAAAGGAGUUCGUCAUCGUCUAAAAAGACGUCGGCAAGCAAUUAUACAAAGUUUCUGAAGAAUCUCCACACAGAACAAAUCGCCAAGCUCCAUGCUAAGAAUCAGCAUGAGUGUGAUCUGCUGGAAGACCUCCGCACCUACACCAUCAAGCGCUCGGCCAUCGAAAAAUCUUAUUCCGAGGCGCUACUGAAAAUCUCGUCUGCAUACCUGAACAAGAAGAUACCGACGAUUCCAGACAUCAAGGUGGAUGGAGCCGAGGAAAAAUGGAACAUGUGGAACGUGUGGCGCACCGUGCUAGAGGAGAAUGAGAAGUUGGCGCGGGCCAGGCUGGCCGCGGUCGAGGUGUUCCAGCAGCAGAUCGCUGAUGAGGCCAAGUUCCUGAGGCAGCACAAGCUCAACGUCGCCAAGAAGUGCACUGACAGCCUCUCCCAAGCUCACAAGGAGUUGCAACUGACUGUUAUGGAUAUUGAUAAGACUAAGAAGCUUUACUUCGAUGAGGAGCAUACGGCCCAUGACGUCAGAGACAAGGCUAAAGACAUCGAGGAAAAGUUAAAAAAGAAGAAAGGCUCGUUUUUUCAAUCCAUUACGUCACUGCAGAAGAAUAGUGCGAAAGUUUCAUCCCGACGGGAUCAACUCGAAGAAAAAUCAACUGGAGCGAGGAACGAUUAUCUAUUGAGCAUCGCCGCGGCCAAUGCACAUCAGAAUAGAUACUUCCUGACCGAACUGCAAACGUGCAUGCAAAGUAUGGAAGCGGCUGUGUAUGAAAAAGUGUCCGAGUUUCUCACACUCAUGGGCCGAACGGAGCUACUCACGUGCUCCGCGACACAGCACUCCUUCGGCAAAAUACGGGAUCAAGCCCAGCAACUGACUCGGGAGUACAACUUGCAAUGCUUAUAUCUCUACUACCCGGUACUCAAACAACACAUCCAGUACGAGUUUGAGCCGUGUGACAAUGAUCCCAUCGAUACUGUGACAAUGGAACACGAGUCUGUGACACAAACCCUCGCACAAGAGGCUCGCCGUUGGGCCACUAGGGUUGUUCGUGAAGCCGCUCUCGUUAGGGAAUCUACCAGAAAACUGCAAGCGUAUCAAGCCAUGCGGGAUGCAGGACAGAAGGUUGACUCAACCGACCCCAACGGCCCAGAUCUUGAAACGCGCAUGGAUGAACUUCGUUCUAGCAUUCGUCGAUCAGAAACUUCCAGAGCCAAAUACGAGGCCAGAUUAGAAUGUCUCCGGAACAGCGGAGCUCCAGUCGACGAGUGGCUCAAAGAAGUCGACCUACUGGCAGUCCAAGACACUCUGCCACGCAGCAGUAGCUUGCUCAGUGUAAGAACCGAUGCCUCCGGCGCAGCGGACCAGCCCAGUUCAGAUUCCUUCUACGACAGCGAUAAUACAGAAGGCGAAGCAGUUGCAACAAAUGUUGCCACCACAUCUGGACAUCAGCGCACCACGUCCGGCUCGCAACACGAGGACGAACAUGACGAGGAAGUUGAUGCUGAAUUGGAGGAAGAGCGUAUGCGCAUCGAGCAGCUGACAGUGGGUUGGGAUGACCCAACUGAAGUGAAUUGGGGAGAAGCGGAGUCGGAACCGGCCGCCCAAGUAGAGACUACAGAACCACCGGCUGCACCGUUAUACAAAUGCACCGCGUUAUAUUCUUACACUGCUCAAAACCCAGACGAGUUGUCCAUCAUUGAAAACGAGCAACUGGAAGUUGUUGGAGAAGGGGACGGAGAUGGUUGGCUGCGCGCUCGCAACUACCGCGGAGAAGAAGGCUACGUGCCUCACAACUACCUCGACGUUGAGAGGGAACAGACUUCAAAUUUACAGACGUCCAACCAGCCGGGACUGGUUUCACAGAUCUCAUUCUCGUCUGUGGAUUACACUGUUGAGGGGGAAGAUGCAGACGUUGUUCAGUCUCCAGAUCAGAUUUCUGUCAUAUCUGCGCCGGUCGCUAAGCAGGAGGAAUCCAAGCCGGAGCCAACAGAAAAGGCUCCAGAAUUGCCAACGCUUGGAUAUUGCUUCUCUCUGUACGAUUACGACGCUGAGGGCUCAGACGAGCUUAAUCUUGAAGAGGGACAGUUUAUUCGCAUUGUAUCUCGUGAUGCCCACGGAGUAGAUGACGGUUGGUGGCGCGGUGAAGCAAACGGAGUCAUUGGGAAUUUCCCAUCCUUGAUUGUCGAGGAGUGUGACGAGAAUGGUGAACCUUUGAGUGGCGGUGAGGACGGCGAUUGGACUCCACCAGACUCAGCCGCUCCGGUAUUCGCUUCCCCUCCCGGCUCUCCAACGGGAUUCAGCGACGAAAUGAUCGUCAAUGACAACAACAAUAAGACCGCCCCACCGAUGGACCCUCCCCCGCCUCCGCCUGACAUGGGGGAUUCUAUGGACAGUCAGCCAGACUUUAGCUUUAACCUAGAGCUUAGUAGGAACCAACACGAGCUAUACGAUGCGCAAUUCUCUGGCCAGGAGGAGCCACAGUUCACGACACCUGUCACUAUAGUCGUCGAUGAGGUUGUCGGUGAAAAUAUUGAAGAAGAGGAGGUGGAGGAAAUUCCGCCCGUGGCGAAGCCUGUGCCGCCAAAAGUUGAAAUAACUGAGGAGUGCGGGCUCGGGGUGGCGCAGAUCGUGAUCACCGCCGCCACACCCAUGAUGGAGGAGCCCGAGCAGCCCUUCCCGCCGCCGGAGCCCGAGCCGCAGCCCGAGGAGGCCGACAACGAGGACGAGGAGUCCUCGCUCUCGGAGCAGACCGCGGUGUGCCUCCGCGACUCCGAGGGCCACGCGGACUCCGCCCCCCACCCGGCGUCGAGCUCCACGGCGUCCGAGGGGGAGUCGACGGGGGCCUCCGUAGCCUCCGGACCCCCCACCGCCCCCCAGUCCCCGCCUUCGGCCCCCCAGGCCGGCCGUGCCUCCAUCCCCGACGAGCUGGAACCCGCUCAGCUCGCGAGGCUCACAGAUCUCAAGGAGUCGAACGCUUAGACGUAAAGCUUACUGUAUUAUUAUUAAAGUCGAUUUGUAACCCUCAAAACUCUAUAGUACCAUUCGUCGUGGUGGAAACAGAAUUUGAGCAAUACGAUCCAGUGUUGUCAGAGAAAUUCAUUUUUACUAAAACGAUGGGUAAUGUUUUCGUGUUUGUUUCUCUGAUCGUCUAAUUUAGGUGCCGUAUUGUUUGUUUCACUGGUUCAAUGGGCACUAACAAAAUUAAUGGUUUAACAAUAAAAAUCGAAACUCAAUAUCUGUUUCGACUGCGGCGAGUGGGCGGUAUAUGUAUAAACGUCUGUUGAAACGUUAGCGAAUCCCCUGAUAGAAUAUGUAUUCUAUCUACAUUUGUUACUAUUUUAUACUGAGGUAAUACUAAAAUCUAUAUCCUCAAAUAUAGACCGUUUCUCACGUACUCUUAAAUUAAGAAUAAAGUACUAAAACUUGUAGGAAAACCAAAAUUAUAAUAUUACAGUUUACGUAAGUACAAAUUAGCGGUCUUAUUUGGUAAUAAAAUGAUAAUAAUUUUAUCUACAUCGUUAAUCAAAAUUGUCUCUUUUGAACAUCUAACGACCACUGUACAUUUUGCUUCUGAUGUCGUUUGCACAAAGUGGGUGUUCUAAGUUCUAAUACUUUUGUUGCAAAAUAAUGAUGCUUUAAAUAUCUUAUAUACCUUUUAUGAUUCGGUGUAAGCUUUACUAAAAUAUAUACUUAUACAAAAUUAUCACACAAGUCUACGAAUGAUGAGAAUACCUACAAUUAUCAGUUUUUUUAUUAGAUCUCGAGGAUAUUGAUUUGUAAAAGUAUUUGCAACCCAAUAGUCGCAGAGAGGUAGAGAAUUAAUCCAUGAACUAUAUUUAGCUCAGAGAAGUUUAGGCUGUCUAUACAUUGCGGCGUCAGUAACUGCUGCUGUGUGAGAGGGCCUCAAGAGCGAGACCACAUUGCAUUGCUCUAUUGCGUUGUAUCGUCGCAGCGGCGACAUUUUACAUACUAUUUGAUGAUAACGCGGUGUUUACACAAUAAAGCGGUGCGUUGUUUUAUCGUUACGAUGGGUGAGAGUGGUGGGACUCAUGCCCCGUUUCUAAGUUGGCCAGGAGCUUGCCUUUCCAAUAGCGUUGAUUAGUUAACAAUAACGUUAGCCAAUCAAAAGUGCUAAGUGACUAAACUUCUGUCAAAAAAACUCAGAAACCGAGUAUUAAAAGAAAGAGUGGGAACAACGAACUUUUACCAUCUUUUAUCGCUUUUAUCAUCUAUUAUCGCGCGUCAACGCAACGCAGAUAUAACAUCCGUUGCAACGACUCUACUCUACGGAGUCAUGAGGUCUUGCCCUAGGGCCGAAGCCACCAAACUUUCGCGUCCUCUAGGUUUUUUCUAUAGGUUGUUCUGUUGUGAGCUAAUUUACCAAGUUUCACUUUGAUGGACAAUAGUUAAAAGACUUGAAACUUUUUAUAGAGUGAGAAGCGGUCACUCAAUGGUAGAAAUGAUGUAUAUACUUAGCUAAUAAAUAUUGUAACUAGAUAAUGCAAAGCACGUUCGAGGCCCUGAGUAGAGUUGUAUGAGAAAAUUUUACGUGUUAAUUGUCAAUUUUGUUUUCUUCUACCACAACCCCACCCUGUAUAAGUAGCCGGUACACCAUCUUUAUGCUAGACCGAAUCAGGCCCACACUUACUAGAUCUUAAGUGUUAUAACAACUACUAGAUACCUUAAAGUGGCAAAACAAUGUAUAUCACGUGAGAGGGCGUAAAACCGUUGCAAUUGUUGAGCAGGGCUCUAUUUCAAGAAUACGGCUCUACGUUUAAGAAUUUGAGCCGAGUCUCCUCUACAAAGUCCUAAGAAAAGUUUAAAUAAUUUCUCUUAAGUCUGGUUGUCAAUUAAGUUGAGUAUAUUGUUAAUUAGUUGUAGUAUUUUAUUUAUAAGAUGUUAAUACUCUAAACUAUUCGCUUAUCAGACAGGACGGACAGAUGAUAAAAAACUAAUGAGGAAAAUUUUUUGAAGGACUACUUUCAACUUUAAAUAUUUUCCAAAGACUUUAGGGAUAUAUCACUG